UUCGGGAGGACCUGGAGUGGAUGGGGUGGAAGCCAGUGGAGACCACGUACUCGUCAGACUCGUUCCAGCUGCUGUAUGACAUGGCCGUCAAGCUCAUCGAGGGGGGGAAAGCGUACGUCUGCCACCAGACCAAGGACGACAUCUUCAAGUGCCGGGAGAUCGCCAAGGUCAACGCCGCGGACCCCAACGCCAACGCCGGCGACCCGUGCAGCCCCUGGAGAAACAGGCCUGUGCAGCCUCUGAAGUAA
Ectocarpus sp. CCAP 1310/34 is the source of this 248-nucleotide messenger RNA. The record is from the annotation of a GenBank genome assembly. Lineage: Eukaryota; Phaeophyceae; Ectocarpales; Ectocarpaceae.